This is a messenger RNA of Glycine soja, 937 nucleotides long. RefSeq lists its product as uncharacterized. Lineage: Eukaryota; Viridiplantae; Streptophyta; Magnoliopsida; Fabales; Fabaceae. The coding region runs from base 27 to 752 and encodes 241 amino acids. The transcript is spliced from 3 exons. The record is from RefSeq and is a predicted model, not a curated record.
AAUCUCAGUUGUCUUUUCCCUAAAUUAUGGUAUGCCAGUUGAUAGCCUAUGCAGCAACAAAAUCACAAACUCAAAGCCUAAACACAUUUCAUUCCCAAAAAACUCACUCACGAGAGUGCAUCAUUCCUCAUUUGAUCCUCUCUUCCCCCAUGACCUUCCAACCAGUCCCCACUCUCCUUCUCCUUCUCCUCCUCGCGUCCGCAAAUUCCCAUUUUGCCCUCGCCGGAAAGCGCAAGGUUCACAUCCCCGACGAGUUGGACGACGUGUUCGACGACGAGGAGGACGACGCGUGGCGAGAAUGGGGCAAGAAACCCGAACCCCCUUUCCCUUCCUCCGAUAUCUCCAAGCUCGAUCCCUCGCAGAUCCAGCAGGAGAUGAUGAAGCGCCACGCCGGACCCGUCAUCGGAUUCGUCAAGCUCCGGCCAGGGUCUCGCCGUACUCCGGACAUGGUAGCUGAAUUUGCAAUGAAAUGGACACAUGUUCUGAGAACUGGAGCUGUUGGAGUAAGGUUUAUGGGUGUUGAUCUGAAUACAAUUAUGUUUAACUUGGAAAGCAUCAAAGACUUGGAAGAGUUGAAGGAAUUUGUCUUGGACCAAUCAGAGGCAUAUGAGAUCAAAAUGGGGGAUCAAUUUUUUCGAAGAUCUGGAGAUCCACCUCUUGAUGAAGUUAUUGAGAAGUACAAUAGUGAGAAAGCCAAAGCAGAUAAUGCUGAUUCAGAGGAAAUUGAUCCGAAUGUUAAAACAGAGUUGUAAUUAAACGGUAUAUAGACAUAAACUAUGUUUGGUUUUGCGUCAGUUUUAGGAAAAUUGUGUCAAAUUUCCAUGUUAACAGUGAAGCAACUUCAUAUAAUUUUUCACUUUUCCACGUUUUUCAUGCACAUUAUGUGUUAUCAACGCAACACCGAACAUUCUAAUAAUUCUCUAGAAGUUGACAUGAA